AUGGCAUUCAGAUCCCCACCCAAGACCCCUGCAUCGGCCUUCCGCAGAUGGGCCGCCGCCGCCGCGAGCUGGGCCGGGCGCCGCGGCGGCGCCACCCGCAGCGACUCGAGGUGGGUCGUGCACAGUCGCAGCUGCAGGCGGGUGAGCGAGGUGAGCGGGAGGGUGUGCGGGAGGAGCAUGCAGGUGCCUGAUGGACCGUGGACCGUGUGGGCCCUCGCGCACCCAGGCGGCGUCCUUGAUGAGGGUGAGGUCGGACCUUGUCAUCUCGUUGAGCAUGACGACGCUGGGGAGGUCGGGCUUGGCGGCGACGAGGCCGUGCAGGUGUUUCAGCGCCGCUGCCAUGCGCGCGUCGUCCUCGGGCCGCAUGAAGUCGAUGUUCCAGGAGAGCACGGCGAACUGGAACGAUCGCGGCGUUGUGGUGGGCCCCCCGGGAACCGCUGGCUCCGGCGGCUGGACCGGGCACCAGAGCCCGUCCCGGAAGGUGUGGUACUCCUGUGGUGCUAG
Molecule: messenger RNA, 504 nt
Organism: Chaetomium globosum CBS 148.51
Lineage: Eukaryota; Fungi; Ascomycota; Sordariomycetes; Sordariales; Chaetomiaceae
Exons: 3
Coding region: 1-504 (167 amino acids)
Source: RefSeq, a predicted model, not a curated record